AUGAGUCUCCUCUCCCCCCAUUACGUGCUCCAGCCCGUGACCCAAAAUGACAUGAUUGUGGCUUCCCUGGCGUGGGGUUUCAACAUCGGGUUCGGCUGGCUCACAACGUGGACGGCGGCCAAGCAGACAACACGGGCCUGGAGGAGAAGUGGCCGUCACAUGUUCCGCAACGCCUAUGUGUGGAUGAUCUGGUUGGAGCUCCUAGUGUGCUUGAUGUUUAGCAUAAUAUGCUGGUUAUAUCUCCGCGGUGUCAUACCGCCUUGUUUCGGUUUUUAUUUUGGCAUUCUCACCUUGUGGGCUCUCCAGGUUCAGUUUCUACUACAAAUCAUCAUUAACCGCUGUGCCAUUCUCGUCCACGACCCGGCCGUCGUCUGGCGACUCAAGGUUGGCGUGGCCAUCCUGAUCACGGCCGUCAACGUUUCAGUCUACUUGAUCUGGAUCCCUGCCCGUCUACAAAUCUCAGAGAGGUACAUAUGGAUCAAUGACCGGUGGGACCGUUGCGAAAAGGUGAUAUAUUUGCUCGUCGACGCGGCUCUCAACAUUUAUUUCAUCACCAUUGUCUCGAAAAAUCUGGUUCACAAUGGACUGGACAAGUAUAAGCGACUGGCCCGCUUCAACUUGUUCAUCAUUGGCUUCUCAUUAUCCAUGGAUGUACUCAUCAUUGGUAUGAUGAGUCUACAAAAUACCUUUGUGUACAUGCAAUUUCACCCCCUCGCAUACACGGUGAAACUCAACAUUGAAAUGUCCAUGGCCGACCUCAUUGUCAAGGUGGCCAGGGCCAAGAACCGCAACAACAUCAGCCACCCCUCCAUGAGCCUCGAGGAGGGCGGCGGCUACGGCCACAGCAGCACGACAUGGCGGUCCAAGAUGCUGAGCUCUGUGCCGAGCAAGCGAGGCAAGUGGUACGGGCACAAUUACACAACGUCCGAGGCGACCCCGACGGCGCACGACAACAUGGAAAUGUCCAAUAUCCCGGCAAACAACACGACGACGACGACGACGACGACGAAUGCUAGCGAUGAGAACCGGGAUGCCGCCGCGAGGGACAACAAGUCCAUUUACACGACGCGGGAGGUGCACGUCGAGUUUGAAAACGCGCCGCAGAGGCCAGGGCACUGCUGGCCUAGUCAUUAUGGUGGUGUACCCGAGGAAAAUGACGACGAUGAACAACCCCUGCAGAGACAAGAUGUGCAUUUACGAUCCAGUAGACUAUAA
Molecule: messenger RNA, 1215 nt
Organism: Pestalotiopsis fici W106-1
Lineage: Eukaryota; Fungi; Ascomycota; Sordariomycetes; Amphisphaeriales; Sporocadaceae
Exons: 4
Coding region: 1-1215 (404 amino acids)
Source: RefSeq, a predicted model, not a curated record